UGUGGUCCGUCGCUGGUUUUGUGCAAUGAAGGCGAAAAGUGUGUAAAAGUGUGUAUAGCCGCAAGUGGUCGUUUGCGUUGGUUGAACGGUCUAUAUAUCUCCGGCACGAUUCCGUGUGAGGAAAUCGUAAUCGCUGAUGGACAGACGCAACUCGAGUGCUUCCAGUGUUGAUAGGAGUGCCGCAAUACUAUGGCUGUUGCUGCCUGUCUGAAAGCGUCCCAGUCAACCGUCUUGUAUUCGGGUCAGGCACAGCCAUUGCCACUGGUGGGAAUGAACGGUGUCGGCGGGGGAACCGGUGGUCACUUGCAAAGCCAGCUGACCCGCUCGCUAGAGCGCAUUCUGGAGGAUGCGCAUCUUAGCGGGGAGCUAAAGCUGAGCGGCCGCAAGCUAAAGGACUUUCCGAAGGCGGCUGGAAAGUAUAACCUCAGCGACACGGUUAUAGCAGAUUUAUCGAGGAAUCGAUUCUGCGAACUACCAGAGGACAUCACUUGUCUCGCGUUUUUAGAACGACUUCUGGUCUACCAUAACACAAUCCGCUCCGUGCCGGAAACGAUACGUGGACUGCACUCUCUAAGUUAUUUAGAUUUAAGAAACAAUCAGCUCUCAGUUUUGCCGCGCGAAAUCUGUGCUCUACCUCUGCAGGUUUUACUUGUAUCAAACAAUCGACUUGCAACAUUGCCCGAUGAGCUCGGUCGAAUGGAGAAGCUGACGGAGCUCGAUGCUGCUUGCAAUCAGAUAACACAUCUUCCAGCGCGAAUGGGCGAUCUGCGCAACAUGCGUUCGCUUAAUUUGCGCAGCAAUCAAUUGGUUUACCUGCCUCGUGAUCUCACCUGUCUGCAGUUGGCCUUUUUGGACAUAAGUAGUAACAAGAUUGCCACGUUGCCGGUAGAACUUCGCCACAUGACCUCGCUCGUGGAUUUGGAGCUAUCGAACAAUCCUCUAACCUCUCCACCGGCUAGUCUUUGUGUGCGUGGAUUGGUGCAUGUAUUCAAGUAUUUGGAAACGAUUGCCUCGCGGGAGGAAAAAUCUAAGACGGGAGUUGACGGGCACGCAACGUUGCGACGUACGGCCCUUUCGGCGAAGAAUUCCAACAGUUGUUUACUGGAUAAUCAACAACGGAAUCGCAGGGCACACGUUGACUCGGGAUACUGCACUAGCGAUGGUGGCUUCGAGGGUAAGCGAUGGAUGCAUGAUGAAGAUUCGCACAAUUCCGGCACAGCAUCGUCAAAAUGGUCCCCUACUCCACUGCACUCGGGUUUUACGGUUAUGCCACGCAAUGGUAGUAACCAUAACACUACUUCUAAUCCGUCCUCAGGUGGGCCACAGGCCGCUCUGGUAGCUCAUGCCAUGCAUGGUGGUUCGAACGAUUCGGCCGUGGAGAAUACUGUGGGAACUAUCAGUGGCAAUAAUGAGGUAUGCUGGGAAGAAGAGUUUCUGAAGAAUGCAGCAUUUCAGGAUCUUCAUCCCGAUCGUAAGCAGUUAUCGAAUAACAACAGUAACGAUAUAUCUCCCGAAGGAGACAUCACACCCGAUGGCACAAAAACGGACGACAAAGGCCGUACACUAUCCAACUAUCAGACGUAUCGCGAGUACAAGGAAGCUUUGCGUCAGCAGCGUAAUCUUAAUUCCGUUUAUCGUUCGAAAGAUCAUCCACUGACACCAGACAGUGCUGGAUCAGCAACCGACUCACCGGUUAGCAAUAUUUCGCCCUACACAAAAUCGAUCUCGUCAUCCUCGGUGUACAGCAGCAGCAGCCAAAGCUCUCCCGUAUCGCCACAUCAUACCGCAGGCUUACAAAAAAUGAACCAAAUGAAUGCAAAUCCCAAUGGUAUACAUAAUACGACUGGUACAACUGGCGGUCAUUCGAGUCCAUUGCUAUCUCCAAAUCGCAAUGGUAGUCAAUCGUCUACAAUGGAUGACAGUACUGGCGGCACCCCUAAUAAACGGCCAGUACAAAAAGUUAUACCGUCUCGUAACAUUGGUUCAUCUCAUCAUAGCCAAUCGCCUACACAUUUGAACGGUAAUCUGCACGCUUCAGGAACGACUUCAACAAGUGUUGCAAACGGAUCGCAUGGUAAAAUUCCGCUAGCAAACGGAGCUGGUAAAGGAUCUUUAACUUCGCCAAAUGGAAGUGUCAGCAAUGAGUAUGCUUACGUGAAACCAAACAGUCCGUGCAAAUCCAUGAGUGGCGCUUUGACACACAAUAAUGUUCCCCCCUCGUCGAUUCCAAAACCGAUGGCACCGAAUGGUGCGGGAGGGUUGGGUUCACCGGUGCUAGCGAGCGGAAGUCAAAAACCAUUAACAGCGACAGUAGGAUACGUAAAUAACGCAAAACCGGGACAGAAAACAAAUAAGACUGUCUCUUGGAAUCGCGACGUGCCUACAGAAAAGUUGAGUUUUACUAUGCGGCGGGAGUUCGACAAACAGAAAGAAGAAACAGAACUGAUUGAGCAGUUGCGACAAAUCAUUGAAACGCGCCUAAAAAUGUCACUUCCACAAGACAUUGCACCGGCAUUAAUGGAUGGUGUCGUACUAUGCCACCUAGCGAACCUUGUUCGACCACGAUCUGUUGGUAGCAUUCAUGUGCCAUCGUCAGCUGUGCCCAAAUUGACUAUGGCAAGAUGUAGAAGAAACGUGGACUACUUUCUGGAUGCAUGCCGCAAAAUAGGAGUAGACGAGAAUCUUCUGUGCUGCGCUGCAGAUGUCCUGGAAGGUCGUGGAAUUGUGCAGGUCGCCAUAACGGUGGUGGAGCUGUUGAAAUUCCAUAACCCAGCAUCGAACGUUCGUUCACCAACACGCAAUAUGUACGCAAUAGGAAACAGUUACAACAGUGGCGGCAGCAGUGGCAGCAACAGCAGCAGCAAUGGUUCCAAUGUACCGAAGACAAGCCCUUCCACGUCGUCCCUGUCAUCUCCCGUUAGUGGAAACGGUACAUGAGAUUCGGACAAUAAUAAUCCACCAUCACCCGUUGAUUCUCCAUCCAGGCGAAGCAUGGCAAACCCUUUGAUGUCCAUCGCCAGUGGAAGGUUAUCAACGGUUGAUGAUGAGAUUUGGAGAAUCUAGAAUGUUUAACAUAAUGCAAAGCCUGCUGACGGUGUCAUUACCAUCAGCUGAGUACAAUUGUUUAACACAUCAAAAUGCACCUUUUCAGAUCAGUUACGGUAAACAAAAGGAAGAUUCUGCUAUGUUGAUAAUUUACAAUGUAUAUAAUAGGUUCAGAAUAUAGACGGGUUUCCAUUAUGUGGAUCUGUGAACCGAUUUCCGUUGGAUAGUGAUUGAGUUAAUUGACAAUAUUUAUCAAAACUAAACUAAUUUAUUCGUUCAAUCCCUAAAGCGACCCGAACAAUAUCCCAAAAUGUGUAAUAGGUGGUGACCAUGGCAGUAGCGUACCCCCGUUUGCAGGACGGACUAUCCUGCUAAGAGUAAAUUAAGUCACAGAGAGCUAGAAAUAGCAGGCCAGGACCUGUUGAGGUUGCAGUGCUACAAAAGAAGAGGUGACAUACACUAUUAUCCUAACAUGACAGUUAUUGCACAGCCAUGAUCAUACCCCGAAAGUUAAUAGAUUGGAAUUCCAAUCGCCAAUUCUUACCGCUCUUUCGAAAUAUAACCUUUUGGCUCAAUGCAGCUGAAGAUGGGUUUAAUUUAGUAGGUUUACAAACGAUGCCAUUAUAGCAAGUAACUCAAGCAUACAAUAGCCCUCUCUUUUGGGCAGGUGAAUGACAACGUUUUUCAAGUUUGUCUAAUUAAAGGAUUUGUCAAGGAAUACGGGAUUACAACUGUUCUGUGAACGGUGAUUGUAGUAUCAUCAAAGUUUAGACUUAGCUUGUGGUUGUAGCACACACAACAUGACAGGACGUCGGCGUAAAAAAAGGUGGUAAUAUGAUAGGGUUUUUUCUAGACUGUCAGGUUUCCUAUAUAGUAUAUCAAUGCUCGUAAGUGAUUUCUAUGACAGGAGGAUGAAUGCCAAUGAAACUGAAUCGUUUUCCAGGGUAAACCGAUACGUGAGAUUUGAAUGAGUAUUUUAUAGCAGGCAUACAUAGUAUUAACGAUUUUAUCUCGUCAAAUUUCGAUCGCAAUACACAUGAAUAAUUGUAAUCUUCAAGAAAUAAGCAAUACGCAAUAAAAUUC
This is a messenger RNA of Anopheles moucheti, 4128 nucleotides long. RefSeq names its product leucine-rich repeat and calponin homology domain-containing protein (gene Lrch). Lineage: Eukaryota; Metazoa; Arthropoda; Insecta; Diptera; Culicidae. The transcript is spliced from 9 exons. Gene Ontology annotation, molecular function: protein binding. Bases 190 to 2937 code for a protein of 915 amino acids. The record is from RefSeq and is a predicted model, not a curated record.